Molecule: messenger RNA, 972 nt
Organism: Carlito syrichta (Philippine tarsier)
Lineage: Eukaryota; Metazoa; Chordata; Mammalia; Primates; Tarsiidae
Product: kelch-like protein 14
Exons: 5
Molecular function (GO): protein binding
Source: RefSeq, a predicted model, not a curated record
GGUCGGAGGAGGGUUUAAAGCCAGGUGCGCCGAGUCCGCUCGCCAUGUCCAGAUCCGGGGACAGGACCUCCACCUUCGACCCCAGCCACAGCGACAACCUGCUGCACGGCCUCAACCUGCUGUGGAGGAAGCAGCUGUUUUGCGACGUGACCCUGACGGCCCAGGGCCAGCAGUUCCACUGCCACAAGGCCGUGCUGGCCUCCUGCUCGCAGUACUUCCGAUCGCUCUUCUCCAGCCACCCCCCUCUCGGGGGAGGGGUCGGCGGCCAGGACGGCCUGGGGGCCCCCAAGGACCCGCCGCAGCCGCCGCAGCCGCAGCCGCCGUCACAGCAGCCGCAGCCGCCGCCGCAGGAGGAGCCCGGGACUCCCUCCUCCUCCCCCGACGACAAGCUGCUGACCAGCCCCCGGGCCAUCAACAACCUGGUGCUGCAGGGCUGCUCGUCCAUCGGGCUGCGCCUGGUGCUCGAGUACCUCUACACGGCCAACGUGACCCUGUCUGGCAAAAUUGACACUGCAAGCUGCUAUCACAUCAGGCAUUCUUCUACAAGUACAGCUCCCUCUGUCGAGCAGUCUCCAACACAGGAGUUUCUCCAGAAGGUUCUUAACCAACAAACAACGCUUCUCCAUAAGGGCACAUUCCACCAGGCAUCCCUGAAUCAGAACGAGCUGAAUAUGGAAUCACAGAUUCAGAAUCACACUGAUUGUACAUCCAUCAGGUCGAGUGUGCCGGCCAGGGUGCAUCUUACAGCUUUUACUGCAUAUGAGACGUUGCGGGCCUGUUCUCAGGAACUGCCAGGCAGACUGGGAAUCACAGUCACGGUUAAUAGCAGCGAAUUGCCAGCUCUUGAUGGAAUUCGCUCUAACAAGAAAAUGCUGUUAUUGGUUGGAGGACUGCCCCCCGGACCGGACCGGCUCCCCAGCAAUUUGGUUCAAUAUUACGAUGAUGAAAAGAAGACGUGGAAAAUACUCACAA